Parathielavia appendiculata is the source of this 1017-nucleotide messenger RNA. RefSeq lists its product as uncharacterized. Bases 134 to 763 code for a protein of 209 amino acids. The transcript is spliced from 3 exons. NCBI's taxonomy places the organism in Eukaryota, Fungi, Ascomycota, Sordariomycetes, Sordariales, Chaetomiaceae. The record is from RefSeq and is a predicted model, not a curated record.
CUCCGAUUUGAAAGACGUAUUUGCUUCCGACGAGUCUCCUACACGUCCUGUCAGCUGGAAACCUCUACCCUUGGUGUCAUUGAUCCAUUGAUCCCAACAUUCACCGAAGAUCAGGCUCGCGAGCAGAGAAACCAUGACGGAAGCUAAAACGACAACUGUGCUCAACGGGGACUCACCGCGGUCGACUACUCUCCGGCACCUCCUAACUCUCCCGGCCGUCCAGGAUGGCGUGCGUGUAUUCAAGACCAACCCGGUCGGCAGAAUGUCGAUCCAGCUAGGCUACACGGCCUACAACAUGGUUGCCGCCCCGAUGAUGUCGCUCCUCAACAAGCCGCUGUCGUACGUGACGCCGUACGUACAGCGGGUGGACGAGUUCGGCGACCAGACGCUGUCCAAGGUGGAGGAGAAGUACCCAGUCGUCAAGAAGCCGUCUCCGGAGCUCAUCAACGAGGCCAAGAAGGUUGCCUACGCUCCUAUGCGCCACGUGACUGAGGUCUACAACGGCUCUCUCCAGAGGACCCCCGGCGGCUACGUCGUAGCCAGCGGCAAGGCGGCGGCCAAGACAGUAAUGUAUGUCUCCGCCGAGAGUGCCGUCUUUGCUCUGCGCGAAGCUAUGGACUUGACCGAUUCGCUUCAGAUUAAGAACCCGCUGGAGAAGGUGGUCAACCGGCUUGAGGCGUUCAUGAACCGUCACAACUCGGCCCCCACUACCAAUCAUGUUGCCCCGCAUCAGGACGCGUCUGUUAAGGCCACCAGCUCUUGAGGAGGGCUACCAGCACUGUGGCGUCGGGUACACUACACCUUGACCGCGCCGGUCAUAGACAGGGAAUUUCGGUUUUGACGAGGACAUUGAGGCCCAUCGCGAUGUUUGUGGCGGGACUGGGGAAGCAGACGUUGCGGUCCUGCUGUGCCUCGACGCUGAACCAGCGAACGCCCCUGUUUGGGUUGUGGUCAUUCCUUUGUACGGCUCAGGGUUUACUUUGUGAGGAUUAGUAUACUUGGCUGGGGAUGUUGAGU